Molecule: messenger RNA, 3104 nt
Organism: Periconia digitata
Lineage: Eukaryota; Fungi; Ascomycota; Dothideomycetes; Pleosporales; Periconiaceae
Source: the annotation of a GenBank genome assembly
CGUAGUACCAUCCUCCCGUCAACACACCAUCGGCACCCCCGGAUGCCUUGGAUUAGCGUGGCACAGUCCGUCGUAUCCAAGUCCAGGUCUAGCGAACGAAUCAACCAAGCAGAUCAGUUUCGUGACGGUUCGGUAGAUGAUUGCAUAUAUCAGGACGGCAUGGUAGUGGAUAUUUUGUGGGGGUUCCUGUCGGAAGGGCUCAUCACACGUGCUCAAGUCACGAUUUAGGCGUUACGCCAUGUUAGCAUUCAAGGCAGUAGCUAAAAUUCUCCUAUUACUGGGGGAGGUCAUUAGUAAAAUCUUGAGAGCCUCUUGAAAAUCAGCUCCCGGGCACUGCUGUUCGUUCGGAAACACUCGCUCGUAUAACAAACACCACUUUCAUUCAUUGGAUCGAUCGCGAUAUCUGUACUACCUCACUGCACUCGUGAGAGCGCCCGACGUGCCACAGUUCCCAGAAUCUAUAUUAGUACCGUGCACAGAGUGUACGCGGAGAGACUCGACCCCUCUUGACCAAUCUUUCCACUCUGGUAUGUUCAUGUCUUCUACAUCAGUCAGCACUAUCUUGCUUUUCAGGAGAGUACAGUCAGUUAACAUAUGUAGCCUGGAUGUCAGAGGCUAAGAUGAUGCUUCUACAAGUCGAUGUAGACGUGAGCAUCCACGAUAAAUACCCUAUAGGGAGUCGACCAGAUAUUCAUUACAUCCCCUAUGUGAUAUUCUUCUCCUACAUUGUGAGCUUCAUCGGCGCAUACACGACAGUCGAACUACUUCACCGAAGACAAUCUGGAACGUCAUGGCGCAGCUGGGUACAACUGGUUGCAUGUUCAAUCUCAUUCUCCCUCGUCGCCAUCUGGUGCAUGCACUUUGUUGGCAACCGAGCCAUCGUCCUGGGCGACGGCGAGGACGAGAUACAGCUCUACUACAACGCAACGUUCACCACAAUCUCGGCCAUCUUACCAAUGGUCGUCAUGUUCCUCGGUCUCCAAACCGCCGACCGUUUCUAUAGGGGCAACAGGAAAAGCAUGACGCGAAACGCGGCACUUUUGAUCUGCGGAAUCUUUGCAGGCGCCGCAGUCACUGCCAUGCACUAUCUUGGAAAUAAAGGAACCACAGACUAUCGAUUGAUACCACAACUCAAGUUCGUCAUUGGCGCUACGUUGAUUGCUGUCGGUGCUUGCUUGAUAGCGUUCAGUCUGUUCUUCCACUGGAGCGUGCACUGGAUGAACAACAUCUGGAGACGUUUUCUCGUUGCUGCCUUUCUAGCUAUGGCUGUCAGCGGUAUGCAUUGGACUGCUGCUGCUGGAACUACAUAUGAAGUGAGAGGCUACCAUUCGGGUGGUGGUCAAGCACGCAAUGUGAACUUGAUAAUUGCUGUGUGCUUGUGUUUGGGUGCAUGUGUGGUCUGUUUCGCCAUGGGUUUCCUGAAGCAAGUACACAAGAGGAAGCUCAGAGAUCGAGCCGAACAGGUCGUCCUCGCCGUUGCCAUGUUCGAUGAGGCAGGAAAGGUGCUCGUUACACCUGCGGGUCUUCUGCCUUGCCAAACAAUUACCAGGCAGUUCCAUCAAAGGACGUUCGAUGACGAUUUCAACGUUCGACACCCCGUUUUCCAAUGGCUCUUCCAGGUUUCUCGUAACUGGGGAGGCAUUGUCGACCUCAUUCCCGCCAUGAGAGAACACUUGGGACACACAGGAUACCUUCAGGUCGGUACGGGCGGCGCAAGCCGAGAAUCAAUCGACACUGAAGAAGAUACCGAUGCAAGCUACUCGGCUGCGUUUCGCGAGAUGUUCUGCGUUGCUGCACAGGAUAUUGCAAAGAGUCUGGAAACUCGCCUUCAUAAUCUUGGCCAUCUCUAUGAGAAUGUGGAAACUACUGGUACUCAACAUAACGCUCGGAAUCUGUUCGCGAGCACGCACGGAAAACCCAUACUCGCGGCAGAAGUUACUACUGAGCAGCCAGACCCUGAAGCCGGACACUCUAAUCCUAUUGUAUUUGGCAGGGGACAGCUGUUGGUUCUUACUCGCAGAGUGGAUGCAGAUGAAGCCAGUCGCUUUCAGAACCGCGGUUUCCGCUUCGCAGGCAUCGAGCAGGUCGAAGAGCAAUUGGCGCAUAGUCUCCAGAUCUCACGCGGUGAUCUUCACGAUCUAAUCGGGCGCCUUCAGUCUUCUUGUGCGAGAGAUUCGCCAAUUCCCUGUAAAGGAACAUAUCUAGCGGCAUUCCUGUUGAAGCCAUCGCCUGCGAUGGAAGGCCUAGACAUCGUUGUACAACGCAAAUAUCCAGACCGUCUUCCUAUGGUGGAACUGGCUACUAGGGAGCUCACUGACAACGAAGUCAAACUUCUUUCGGCGUACGCUGGAUUGACACUGAAAGAGUGUCUCGACAAGAUCGGACAACAUUCUGGAGACACGCCCGGGGAUAGCCUCUUCCUCGCCAAUUUCCGCAAAAAGAUCCAGGAACUAUGUGUUGAAUGCCCGGAUCCUGCGGUACAGCAAGCAGUGUUUUCUGCGCAGCAGCUGAAAAUGGCACAUGGAGCCAGCACCCUGAACAAUCCAUCGGAGGCAACGCUCUUUGCAUUCUGCGGCAUCAAGGAAAUCUAUCACCAGUCAUUGCGUAGUGCUCAUCUACAAUCUAUGCCACUUUCUUUCUUCCGCACCAGUUUGAGGUCGUGUCCCGGGAGCCCCGAUCAUGCCAUCCUGGCACAGAAGAACCACAAAGAGUUCAGCUCGUUGCUUACAUCUACUAUCCUGGAUACCGAAAAGCCACUGCCACCUAAGAAAAGCGCAGUGUGGAGCGGCCUCAGGAUGUUUCACAGCACUCAUAGCACCCAAAAUCUCGACUCAUGCGUCAGCCCGGACAAUAGCUCGGAGAAAAGUUUGGUCGAUAUCAUACCCAUGAACAGCUCCGUCGCUCCCGGUCACUCAUUCGGUGGGAUCAUGGUCAGCCAAGAUGUAGUUGUCAGCGACACUGUGAAGGAAAACAUGGUGAUGGAGUUGCAAGACUUGGGGGUUCGAACAGAAGCGGGCGUGGGCGAUGCUGCACAACCGACUAUGGCGGAUAAGCUGCUUGCCAUCACAGCAUCCAUCCGGGAUAUUGAUGGGCAAGAGAAGUGA